This is a messenger RNA of Macrobrachium nipponense, 4288 nucleotides long. RefSeq names its product dipeptidyl peptidase 4-like (gene Dpp10). The record is from RefSeq and is a predicted model, not a curated record. Gene Ontology annotation, cellular component: plasma membrane. Lineage: Eukaryota; Metazoa; Arthropoda; Malacostraca; Decapoda; Palaemonidae. Gene Ontology annotation, biological process: proteolysis. Gene Ontology annotation, molecular function: serine-type peptidase activity; dipeptidyl-peptidase activity.
GCCAGUAAGGACACCUCCCACAUUCGUUAGCUCGCACGUGGCGGCUCGCAGGUCACUCGUCGGUACUCGUUGAUGCCUGCAUUAUUCGGACGCUACUAGGGGGUGUGGGGGUUCUGGAUUUCCCCCAGGGGGACAGCUUCUUCUUCUUCUUCUUCCUCAGCCUUCUCGAGCUUCCCCAGUGGGAAGGAACAAGGAAGAGGAGAGGAGGACGCGUUGUUCAUGACAUAUUAAGGUGUUGCUUUGACCGGAUCCUUUGGUUACAUAUAUAUUUAUUGUGUUGUUUCAGUGACUCAAUCUCCAGUUUUAGGUUGUUUUAACCCACGCCCAAAGGUCCGUUUUAACCGCCGCCCCCCCCUCCCCGCCCCUCCACGAAAUCCUUCGGCGUCAUGGUCCCUCGCCGAUGUCGUUGAGCGAGAGUUCUCUAAACGCUCAGGGCGAUGACGUCUUGCGAAGUAAUCGCUUAAAGUAAUCGCUUGGAGAAGUUAUAUCAUAAUCACUUGGUCGCUCUCUCUCGCAGUCAUUAACGGGACGGAUUGCUUCGUCUCUUGAUACCCCGGGCCACCUUCCCCCUGCCACCCUGCCACCCUUCGACGUUGAAAUAACCUGAAUUAUCUGACAAUAAUUCGUUCCCCCCACCCGUUGUAUCGCCGCCAUGCCACGAUUCAGAACAGCGUUCUAGAAAACCACAAUGAAGAAGAUGAUUUCCUGAUACUGAUCUCGCAUAGAAAAAGAAAAGGAAAUUAAGUGAUUAAAUCUAUUUUUUUUAAUAACGAAAAGGAAAAUCAAAGGGGUUUUCUUAUACAUAAAAUCAAUAGUAUUACCUCAAGUGACACGUCCGUUUCUCGAUGAACUGGAAGCACUGACCUUGCUUUUGGGGGGAAGACAAAAAGGGACGCACGCGGAUUUCCGAAGCCCGGAGCCGUUGUUGUUGUUGUAGUAGUAGUAGUAAUAGUAGCAGUACCUACUACUACGGGAGGAGUAAGAGCAGCUGCCUUUCGGGAACAGUAGCAGCCCGACGAUUGUUUUCCUCGAAGACACCAAGUCCCGUUUUCUGUUGAAGCCUCGUAUUCCGGAGCAUAAUGGGGGAUGAAGGAGAAAAGUUUUACGACGAUGAGGAAUUGGCCGCUGCCACGCCCAAUCAAAGAAACUGGAAAGGUAUUAUCAUCGCAGUCUUGGUCAUCUGCUUCGUGCUGGGCAUGAUAGUGACCUCGGUGUUGCUCCUGACCCCGCCGGACGACGGGCCGAGAGUCAAAGGUCGGAGAUUUGAGUUAGAGGACCUAUUAGGGGACGACUUCAAGAUCCACACCUUCAAUGGCAGCUGGAUCUCGGAUAACGAACUGGUGUAUCGUGACACUGCCGGUGGACUAUCAGUCUUCAACGCAGAAUCUCUCACGUCAAGGGUCCUCGUCAGCAACAUCACUUUUAGACAACUCAAUGUGGCCCAUUUCAGUGUCUCCCCCGACCUCAGAUUCGUGCUCAUGGCGGAACAUGUCGAAAAGUUAUUCCGCUACUCCUUCAAGGCCAAAUACCACGUCUUCGUCAUCAAAACACAGCACCACUUCCCUCUGACCCCUACCCCGGACAGCAGGGGUCACCCCUCCCUAAUACUGGCCCAGUGGACCCCCGUGGGAUCGGGGAUCGUCAUGGUAGACGAUCACUACAACAUACUCUACAAGAAGACGGUCACUGAGCAGACUGUCCACCGUAUUACGAAUACUGGAAUUCCUGGGGUCAUAUACAACGGCGUGCCCGACUGGGUUUACGAAGAAGAAAUUCUGAACAGCAACAGCGCCGUGUGGUUCUCCCCAGAUGGGGGUAUGUUGGCAUAUGCCACCAUUAAUGAUACCCUAGUCGAUGACGUGCCCAUACCCGAAUACGGUCCUGACAACCAGUAUUCAGUUACAAGAUCUCUCAAAUACCCUAAGCCUGGGCAAAAAAACCCACAAGCAACCUUGUGGGUUAUUGACCUCACUGACCUGAGGUCACUCAGGGCACGUGACCUGAAGCCGCCGAACGUGGUCAAAGACCAGGACCACUACUUCACCGCCGUCACGUGGAUCGACAUCACCACUCUCAGUGUCAUUUGGAUGAACAGAGCCCAGAAUAUCUCGGUCAUUACGUCCUGUUCGAAGCCCAUGUACUUUUGCGAGAACACCCACACGGAGUACUCCAGCCACGGGUGGGUCGAUCUGUACGACGCCCCAAUUUUCUCCGCCGACGGGCAGAGUUACCUGGUCCGCCUACCUGUUCGAGACGGCGAGGAAGGGGAGUUCAAGCAUGUCAACCUCUACAGCGUCAGGAUGCACAUGGUCGUACCCAUCACCCACGGGCCGUUCGAGGUCACCAAGAUCUUGGGCUGGGACCAAAACAGCAAUUACAUUUACUACAUGGCAACCAUGGAAGACAAGCCCGGAGAGCGCCAUCUGUACCGCGUCCCAGACGUGACCUCUCCUAUGCUGAGGAUUCCAGAGUGCCUCUCCUGCCUGGAAGCGGACAACACGACGGACACCUGCCUCUACAACAACGCCCAUCUCUCGCCCGAUUUCGCGUUCUUCGUGCUGGAAUGUCUGGGACCGGACGUUCCCCGGACGUACCUCUUCUCCACCUGGAGUGGGCAGAUGAUUUAUACACUGGACGACUACAACGAGUUGAGGGAGAAAGUGGAGGAAAUGGCGAUGCCUCAGGUGCAGACUUUCAAGGUGGAACUUGAGGGAGACAAGACCUACACCUACUACGUUCAGCUCUUCCUGCCCCCGGGACUUCGGGAGGAGGAGAUCACCACUUAUCCUAUGGUGGUCCACACAUACGCAGCUCCAGGAACGCAAGCGGUGACGGCUAAAAUGACAAUUAACUGGGGGACGUUCUUGGCCUCCAAAAAUGACAUCAUUUACGCUCUGAUCGACGGUAGAGGCUCAGGAUACCAGGGAGAUAAGAUCAAGCAUGAGGUUUACCACGCCCUGGGCGGGAAGGAAGUAGACGACCAACUCGCAGUAGCCGGGUGGCUGAGAGACAACCUACAUUUCGUCGACGCCAAACGCAUAGCAAUUUGGGGCUGGAGUUACGGUGGGUAUGUGACCACCAUGGCACUGGCCAGGGACGCCGACGACAUCUUCAGCUGUGGCAUCGCUGUGGCACCCGUCUCGCGAUGGGAGCAUUACGAUUCCGUAUACACCGAACGGUAUAUGGGAUCACCUCACGUCUACCCUGGAAGUAACUACAAGGGCUACGAGGCUGCGGACGCCACAAAAAUGGCUGGAAACCUCAAGGAUAAGAUGUUCUUGCUGAUCCAUGGAACUGCUGAUGACAAUGUCCACUACCAUCAUUCCAUGAUGCUCGCCAAAGCUCUCGUGGAUGAAGGCGUCCAAUUCCAGCAAAUGACCUACGCCGACGAGAAUCACGGGCUGACGGGUGUGAAAGAGCACCUGUACCGCACAAUGGGACGGUUCCUCUCGGAAUGCUACCGCCCCAGCCUCAAGGAGCUGUACGUCUUAAUCAAAAAGAGGAAGAAGGAUCUGGAGGAGAUCGUGGGAUACCUGUAAAUAAAAUGACAAAAGAAUAAAAUAAAAAGCGUGAACCGUAUGUUGGGAGUAAUCGAUGCUUUUUGAGAGGGGUGUAGUACUACUUUACAGCCAAUGUUUUUAUACACUUAGUUUUCGAAGGAUUAUUUUGCCUUAUUGGUUUUGUUUACUGUAAUUUUUUUUUUUUUGCUCCUCCUCUGUAACGUGACCAAGAUGGUAAUGACGAUUUCAGUAGUCCUGUAACCGUAACUGAAAGUGUGUGUGUGUGUGUGUUUAUGUGUGUAUGUGUGUGUGUUAAUUCGCGUGAUUUUAAGUCAGAAUUUCAUUUUUAAUUUGGGAGGUUUUUUUUAACGCGGUUACUGUCAAACUUUUUUUAAAGUUGAAUAUUUGCAGUAAUAUUGCUAUAUAAGCUAUUUAGUCAGCAACGUCCUACAGCGUAAUUGUAUUGAAAGUAUUUUAAUUACUUCUAAUGAACUGUUAAGGAAUAUAUCCAUUUUCUUGAACAGCUACAGCACCAAUUACAAAAAGAUAUCAAAUUCCCACCCUCGUAUAUUUUAAGAAUACCUCAUCAGAACUUUACUAAAAUAUAGGUUGAGUCAUUAGAAUGAAUUAUUCUAGAGAUGUCUGUCAGGUGUCACAAAUUAUGGGGUCAUCGAGAUCUUUUGAAAUGUAUCGAUUUUCUUUAUUGUUGUUAUUUAUAGCUGUUAAAUAUAUAUAUAUAUACAUAUAUAUAUAUAUAUAUAUAUAUAUAUAUAUAUAUAUAUAUAUAU